This is a messenger RNA of Anthonomus grandis grandis, 2704 nucleotides long. RefSeq lists its product as uncharacterized. Bases 391 to 1368 code for a protein of 325 amino acids. The transcript is spliced from 2 exons. The record is from RefSeq and is a predicted model, not a curated record. NCBI's taxonomy places the organism in Eukaryota, Metazoa, Arthropoda, Insecta, Coleoptera, Curculionidae.
UUAAUAAAAUAUGAUAAUAAAGAAGUCAAUAUUCAAAGUUAAAUUAAUGCACUUAACGUCUCUAUAUUAGAGAAAAAGGCAACAACAUGGCAAGGAAUCUUUACCAGUGACGUCGCACAGAGGAGUAUUCAAAUCAAAAACCCGGUCAUAAGUCCAAAACUCAAUAUAAUAUAUAACCGUAAAUAAAACAUUUUUGCGAUAACAGGAAUAGUUGGCGAGGCAAAAAAAACAAUUGUUUUGAAAACAAUGUAAAUUGUUUUUUUGGCAACGCAAGCAAGUGGCAGGUAAGGAACUAAAAUUGAAUUUAUAGUUCAUUUAGUAGUGCUGCUAAGUUAGGAUUUUAAAGUCCGUUCGUGCUUUUGUAUAAAGUAAUAUUAUAUUUUAAGAAUUAUGGAGGGGAAUCGUGAUGAGAUUAUUAAAAAGGACUUCAAAAGAAGAUCGCUAUAUGAAAUUAUGAAAGAAUGCAACGAACAGACUAUUGCUGAUAGAAUUUUAUAUUUAGAAAAAAAACUGAAAUUCAUCACAAAAUGUCCUGAAUAUGAAAAUUCUUAUUUUCAAAGAAGUUUAGGCAAUUUUAAAAGCGAAUUAAAGAAAAAAUGGGAAAACGCUUCAAGAAAAGAGGACCGUUUUUUAGCAACUAACGAACAGUGGCUUAAUGGGUCGGUUAGCCUAAUUAUGUGGGAAAACAUAACUCCAAAAGCGGGUAGACCACCAAAGGAAUUUGGGGAUCUAAGUGAACGCAGUAAGCGACGUAAAACCCAAGAUUUAAGAGCGCAAGCAUCCUCUGUUGAGCUUACGUAUACUGCCCAAAUGAGUCAACGAAGUGACGGAAACAUUGACGUAUCUAAAAUUAUAAAGGAUAUUACCUUAACUCCUACCAGGGCUUCAAAAAUUAGAAAAGUCAUUUCUUCUUUACAAAAAUGUAUUGUUAAAAAACACAGUCCGUCUCAGGCUCUUUCAAUUUUUGUCGAAGCUGAUCUUACAAGAAAACAGUAUGAAAUUAUUCAGAUUUGCAACAAAAACAUCUAUCCUUGCUACUCACUUAUACAAACUGCAAAAAAAGAUUGUUAUUCGAAGGAAGAAGCAAUAUGUGUCACCGAAGUAUGUGCGGAAAUUAAGUUGCAGGAGCUACUGGACCAUACGUGUGAACGUUUAUGCAAAUAUUUAGAAGAAGUUUUAGAUAGUUUUUCUGAAACAGAAACUGAGUUAGAACUUUUAUGUAAGUGGGGAUGUGAUGGGUCUCAUCAAUCCCAAUUUAAGCAAAAAUUUGAAACUGGAGUUCCAGCAAGUGAUUCUCAUAUUUUUCAAAGCUCGUUUGUUCCUUUAAGAUUAGUAACUUCUAACAAAGAUAGAAAAAUUAUUUGGUAAAAUCCUGUACCUUCAUCCACAAGAUAUUGCAGACCUAUUCGCAUUAGAUUUCUUCACGAGUCAAAUGAUAUAACAAAUGAAGAAAUCAAUUACGUCGAAAGCCAAGCUUCAAAUUUGAAUAAAACUAUAAUAAAAACUCCUUUAGGGUCUACUUUUAAAAUUUCUCAUACUCUCGUUCCUACUAUGGUAGAUGGAAAAGUAUGUUUGGCCGCAACAAAUACGGCUUCUACAAUGAGAUGCUACCUUUGCGGAGAAACUUCAAAAAACUUUAAUAAAUUGGAAAAUUUAAAAGAAGUUAAACCUGAUGCUCUUAGGUUUGGUUUGUCUGUUCUUCAUGCCAGAAUAAGAUGCUUUGAGUCACUUCUUCACGUGUCUUAUAAAUUACCAGUAAAAAAGUGGCAAAUUCGAAGUUUCGAAGAAAAGACAAUAAUAGCAGAACCAAAACGCAAAAUUCAAGAAGGUUUUAAAGAAGAAUUAGGUCUGUUAGUUGAUAUCCCUAAGGCAGGUUUUGGGAAUACGAAUGAUGGGAACACAUCAAGAAGAUUUUUUGAAAACCCAGAAAUAUCUUCGCGAAUUACUGGAAUUAAUAUAGAGUUAAUUUUAAGAGUAAAAGUUGUUUUAGAGGCAAUUUCUAGUGGCCAUGCUAUAAAUGUGGAAAAAUUUGCUUUCUAUACAAGAAAAACAGCUGAGCUUUAUGUCGAACUAUAUGGCUGGUACCCAAUGUUACCAACAUUACACAAAAUUUUGCUGCAUGGUGCUACAGUAAUCUCACAUGCAAUUUUGCCUAUAGGCCAGCUAUCUGAAGAGGCUGCUGAGGCAAGAAAUAAGCAUUUUCGCUUAUAUAGGCAAAAUUUUUCUCGGAAAUUUACAAAAAUAGAUACGAAUAGAGAUAUUCUUAAUAGACUUCUACUAACCUCUGAUCCCUAUCUCUCUAGCAUAAGAGAAAAAAGACAAAAAAAAAGUAACAUUAGGUUCGCUUGUUUCAGAGAUUCCAGAUAAUUCAUUAUCAGAUUAUAAUAAUAUUGAUGACAAAUAUGAAAAACAAGAUGAUGUAGUGAAUUUAGAAAUAAGUUCGGAUGAGGAUUAGGUUUAUUUUCAUGUUUGUUUACAUGAGUUUUUUGUAUGUGCGCAUAUUGUGUUACAAAACGUUUCGUUUAGUUUAGAUUUAAAUAAAAAAAAUCACCUUAUAGUUUUCAUUAUUAUUAAUAUACAGUGUAUCUACAUAAGUUCACACAGUUAUAUUCAUAUAAUUAUAGGAAACUUUUUUAUUUUAAAAAACAAGUAAUAAAAAAAAGUCCGGCAUUAAAGUUUUUUAAGUUUCUUGCAUUAUGGUGCA